ACGAACUAGGAAGAAGAAGAAGACCCUGCUUCAACAAUGGAGCAGUACAUCAUUGCCUUCCUCCUCUCCACCUUCCUUCUUCCUUCCUCAUCCCAUCACUACACCGCCUUAUUCAACUUUGGCGACUCGAUGUCAGACACAGGCAACGUCCGCAUCGGCCGGCUACCUUACGGCAUGACCUUCUUUGGCCACGCCACCGGCCGGUGCUCGGACGGACGCCUAGUCAUCGACUUCAUCGCUCAGGACCUGGGGUUUCCACUGCUGCCGCCGUCGAACGAGAGGGAGUCGAACUUCAGCAAUGGCGCAAACUUCGCGUGGGUGGCGGCCACCACGCUCGGCUUCGACUUCUUCAACGAGCGAGGGCUUAGCAAGGGCCUCUGGGUCAAUGCCUCCGUUUACGUCCAGGUCGACCGGUUCGAGAAGCUCUUGCCUUCCAUCUGCCGUGCUCCGCAAGACUGCAAGGAUUUCCUGGGCAAGUCGCUGUUCAUAGUGGGCGAGUUCGGGGGCAACGACUACAGCACAGCUCUAUUCUUCGGCAGGUCCAUUGACGAAGUCACCACCUUCGUGCCCCACGUCGUCCACGCCAUUUCCGACGGCGUCGAGAGGUUGAUCGGGCUCGGGGCGGUGGACAUCAUCGUGCCGGGGCUGCUUCCGGUGGGAUGCUUCCCCUUGUACCUGACCAACUACCAAACGCCGUACAAACAAGACUACGGCCCUAAGACUGGCUGUGCCAGGAGAUACAACACCCUCUCGUGGCUGCACAACGCACAGCUCCGGCGAGCCCUCGACGAUCUCCGGCGAAAGUAUCCAGCAAUAUCCCUCCGAUACGCCGACUAUUACUCGCAAAUCUUCGAUUUCGCCAUCAAUCCGCUGAAAUACGGGUUUACUGCGGGAGCAUUGAGGACUUGUUGUGGAAACGGCGGCGGGCUUUACAACUACGACCAAAGUCGGCGGUGUAACGAUAAAGGGUACACAGUGUGCGAGAACAUAUCGACGCACGUGAGCUGGGAUGGCAUCCAUAUGACGGAGGCAGCCCACCGUGUGAUCGCCAGUGGAUGGCUUUAUGGCCCCUACGUCGAUCCUUCUAUUUUGACAACCUUCUCCAACACGUAGCCUGCCAAUUGUUUCCCUUCCUUCCAGAAUAUACGUCGACCGUGCCGAUUUAAG
Messenger RNA from Zingiber officinale, 1167 nucleotides. Its product is annotated as GDSL esterase/lipase At5g45910-like. The record is from RefSeq and is a predicted model, not a curated record. The transcript has 5 exons. Gene Ontology annotation, molecular function: hydrolase activity, acting on ester bonds. Bases 37 to 1113 code for a protein of 358 amino acids. NCBI's taxonomy places the organism in Eukaryota, Viridiplantae, Streptophyta, Magnoliopsida, Zingiberales, Zingiberaceae.